This is a messenger RNA of Lithohypha guttulata, 501 nucleotides long. RefSeq names its product Phosphatidylglycerol/phosphatidylinositol transfer protein (gene NPC2). Gene Ontology annotation, biological process: intracellular sterol transport. The transcript has 2 exons. The record is from RefSeq and is a predicted model, not a curated record. Bases 1 to 501 code for a protein of 166 amino acids. Gene Ontology annotation, molecular function: sterol binding. Lineage: Eukaryota; Fungi; Ascomycota; Eurotiomycetes; Chaetothyriales; Trichomeriaceae.
AUGAAGUUCACCUCAGCCAUCCUCCUCUUGAGUCCUCUGUUGGCAUCCGCCCUCUCAUUCCCAUCGAGCUCUGAUCGCAAAGUUCUCGACGACCAGCACAAGGUCCCAGGCAGCCAGCCUCUCACCUUCUGCAAAGACCCUGCAGACUACAUCCUCGACGUCCACAAUGUCGACCUGAUUCCCAACCCACCUGUACCAGGCGAGAAGCUCAUAAUUAGAGGCAAUGGUACUUUCAACCAAGAGAUUGAGGACGGCGCAAGCGUUUACUUGCAGGUCAAGUAUGGCUUGAUCACUCUCAUCAAGCAAGAUGCGGAUAUGUGCGAGCAGUUGCCAAAGAUUGACAUUGAAUGCCCGAUUAAGAAAGGUUAUAUGGAAAUCUACAAGGAGGUCAAUAUUCCAAGACAGGUCCCACCAGGGAAGUACACCGUUCUGGCCGACGUCAAGACCAAGGAUAAGGAGCCGAUCACAUGUAUGGAAGCCGUUGUUGUGUUUCCCAGGUAG